Molecule: messenger RNA, 2100 nt
Organism: Alternaria arborescens
Lineage: Eukaryota; Fungi; Ascomycota; Dothideomycetes; Pleosporales; Pleosporaceae
Exons: 1
Coding region: 1-2100 (699 amino acids)
Source: RefSeq, a predicted model, not a curated record
AUGGAACAGCAACAUCCGAUAAGAGAAGGAUUACAGGUACCACAUCCUGAUCAGCUCAUUGCACAUAUCCGACAGCGAUUAGAAGACACAGCAGACACUCAGAUUCAGCUAUCGUCAUCCAGAAAGCAGCUUCUGGUGAAACGCGAAAGACUAAGAACGGCCAGUCGUGUGAUUCAGCAGAAGCGGGUUGCUGCAGGCGAUGCAGAGGCUGCGUUCAUGAGUCAACUAAGAGAAUUGGUCAAUACGAACUCGGAAACUCUCUCUACUCCUCUGUCGGACGCAUACGAAAAGGUUGAACAAACACGCAAUGCUCUAGGCGAAACAGAAGACAAUUACCGAGAGGCGGAGAGCGACCUGAUGGGCGCCGAAUGGACGUUCAUGGAUCAAGAAGACCGAUUUUAUCAAUGGGACAUUCACAGCAUCCUCCCUGAAGAAAUGGCCGAUAGCUCUACUCUUCCGUAUGCAGUAAUGAGCGAGAAAAGCCCACAUCUUUCGACUUUAGAUCCCAUUUUUCAUCCAAUAAGGGUGCCAUCCUCAAGUCAAGUUCCAGAACUACCACCCCCACCGCCGCCUCCUCCACCUCCUCCGGAGAGGUCUCCGAUCUCUCAUCAAUUAGCUGAUUUAACUUUCCCCACCGAUGCCGAGCAGGCAUAUGCCACCAUGAUGGCAAGGGUCAAUGAGCUCAAAAGAGAAUUUGAUCAGCUACGGCAAAAGAAAGCAAGUGGCGCCCAAUGGGACGAUGUUCACGCGUCAUUUGAGUCUGAUCAGCUUCUUGAAGAUAGCCUAGCCGACUCUACUUACCGAUACGGUGACGUUGUACUCGACAUCUCUAUUCACGAGACAAUAGCUCAGCAAUUCAGAGCCGAAGAGAUGAUGCCAGAGCUGGGUGCAUCAGCACUGAAGAGACGAUACCCAAACCUAGCGGACUCUUGCAGACCAGCGCCAAUAUACUCGGAUCCGAUGCAACGAAUCCAACCCGAAAAUACUUUCAUGUCGAUACAGGAUCAACCCAACGUGAAUCGAAAGAUCCAGGAUUGGUCUCUAUCGCACCUUAAGGAAAGUCCAGUACAUAAGCAGCUAUAUUUCAACACACUUCAAGAGUAUGGGGUUGCAAAUUCAGCAGAGAGUGAUUGGAAGGCCCGUGUGACACAGUCAUGGGAUCAUGAUAACCUCACCAAGAGGGAAGAAGGAAGCGGAACUGAGGCGUCUACCGCUAAUGGGACAGGAUAUGAGCUCGAUUCUUGCCAGGAAUCAUGUGCUACUCAAAAUGAAAAUUGCCCGCCUCCAGUUCAACAUAACCAGGAAAGUAGACCACGCCAUAUUAAGCAUACGACAUCCAUAUCAGAGCCUCACAUAUUAAAUGAAGUGCUACCAGUGUGUCCUGACACUUUGUCAACACCGUCUACUUCUCCAAUACCAUUACCGGAGUAUGAAACCGCACACGACAUAGAGAUUGAUAAUCGGAACAAAACAACAAUCCCAGCCGUUUAUGUUUCGACCGAGCAGCAACUUGAAGCUGACAAUGGUAUGAAAACAAAUGUGUCCUCAACUCAAGAAUCAGGUAUCUCUUCUGGGAAGGUUGGAGAUACGGCACAAAGAAAAGAUAGCGCUCAACCUACGGACGUCACUCCUCAUAUUGACUGCGAGGUAGCGAACAUGCAUGGGCACGAAGUCAAGAAAUGCCGGAAAGGACAAAGGAAAGACUGUGCUGAGUCAACUACAGGAAGCACAGCCUUGGGCGAGCGCAUGGGUCAGCCGCUGCAACAUCAUGAAGUUGGCCUACAUCCAACGCAUUCCUUCGGUUCUAGUAUGAGAGGUGCGGGGCAUGCGAUGUCGGACUUCGAUCAUAAUGCACGUCCUGUAUGGUCAAGUCAUCGUCCGCUACUUGACACAUCGCCCGCUCCCAUCAACGAGACCCAACAGCGAAUUCCCGAAGGUCUGGUCACGCCUCACACUCAGCCGGGCCUCCAGAAACGAAGACACACGAUUGGUUGGAUUCGAAACUUGCUCCCUAGACCAAAGGGUAAUCGGAGUAAUAGCACUUCUUUCAUUGGAAGAUACCGUCCACUUGCUCGUUCCGGAAAGCAUUCGGUGUCGUAG